This is a messenger RNA of Staurois parvus, 636 nucleotides long. The record is from the annotation of a GenBank genome assembly. Lineage: Eukaryota; Metazoa; Chordata; Amphibia; Anura; Ranidae.
GUACUUGCCAUUUUAAUAAUGAGGUUAAAAUUAUUUCUUACACCUCACAUGUGUGUAAUCGCUUCCCUCAUAUGCUCCAGACAGCUGUUUGGGUGGAUCGUCAAAAGAUUCCAUUAUCCAGUGGUCAUCCUUCUUUUAGCAUUAAUGUCGAUACAAGGCAUCAGCAACAUUCAAAGCCAACUAAAUAUUAAAGGAGAGUUUAGCAACAUAGCUCAGGAAGAACUACUGGAAUGGAUCAACUCCAGUACAAAACCAAAUGCCGUAUUUGCUGGUGCAAUGCCCACAAUGGCAAGUGUUAAGCUAUCAACAGGGCGUCCCAUAGUCAAUCACCCACACUAUGAAGAUGCUGGUUUAAGAGAGAGAACAAAACGAGUUUAUUCAAUGUACAGUCGUAAACCUGCUAAAGAAGUAAAGAAAAUCCUGAUGAAAAUGGGAGUGCAUUACUUCAUAUUGGAAGACGGAUGGUGCACACGAAGAACAAGGACUGGUUGCAGCAUGUCAGAGAUCUGGGAUAUUGAAGAUCCAUCCAAUGCUGGCAAGGCUCCAUUAUGUUCCAUUUUAUCCAAGGAGUCAUUGCCACACUUUGCCACUGUUUUCGGAAAUAAUGUUUACAAGGUUUUAAGAGUUGGAAUUUAA